AUGAAUGCUGGAAAGAAGCCUUCAAAGCUUGUCCAAUUAGCACCAACUCGUUGGCUAGCUUUAGCUGGAGCUGUAACAUCUAAUUUGAAGCAAUGGGAGGAGUUAAAACAUUACUUCAAUUCAAUUAAAGACUCGUCGUCUGAAAAAUCAUACACAGCUAAAAGUUUAGCAGAAAUGUACAAUGAUGAUAGAAAUCGGCUGUAUCUUAUAUUUUUGAACCAAAUAUUGCGUGAAAUAACCACAAUGAACUUGGCAUUUCAAGCCGCUGACGCUGAUCUAACUAAAUUGUAUUCAGAUUUACGCUGUUUAUUAUUAUCGUUAGCCAGGCGUAUAUUUCAACCUAGUUUUCUUCGUCCAUUGGUAUCGGAUACUUCUGAUGCUACGAUGCUUCAUGAAGCAGAUAUUAAAGCAGUACAAAAUGUAUUGUUAAAAUCUAAGCAGGCAAUAGGUAAUUCAUUAUUACCUAUCAACUGUGUCGACUUUGGUUCUUCAUUUGCGGCUUUUGCUGAAAAGAAAACUAUUUCUGAUGUUCAUCUACACGAAGUCAAAGUGCGAUCAUUAAACUUUAUUAUAGUAUUAUGUGAACAACUAGUACAAAGAUUACCAACAAAUCUUGUUGUGAUUGAUAAGCUAAGAUAUUUUGCUCCUAAAAAUUGUUUAAGCUUGUCAUCAGCUAAUAUAAUGGAUAAUUUACCCUGGGAUUUGGCGGUUGCAAUACAGUGGCGUCUAUUGAAUACUUUAAGAUUCCAUGACAUAAAUGAAAAGUUUGACGAUAAUGUCAAGCCAAUUGACUUUUGGAUCGCUGUGCUAGAUAUGAGAAAUAGUCAAGGUGAACGAAGUUUUGAAGAUUUAGCAUCAUUUGCUCUUCGAGCAUUGUCUUUACCAAUCAGCAAUGCUGAUGUUGAGCGAGCUUUCAGUAUUAUGAGCAUUGUAAAGAGUAAAACUCGAAAUCGUUUGUUGCUACCAAUGCUUACAGCGCUAAUGCGAAUUCGCAUACAUAUGAAAGUAAUGAAAAUUUGCUGUACAAAUUACUCACCUCCGGAACACAUGCUAAAACUAUUUAAUAGUAAAAUGUAUGAAGUAUCUGCUAAGAAUACUGUUGAACCUAAUACAGUUGAAACUGCUGACAUUUUAGUGGAAUCUAUUGAUUUAAUCACAGAUGCUGGUGAUGGUGAAGAUAACAUUUAUUGUCAAAUUUGA
Cotesia congregata is the source of this 1200-nucleotide messenger RNA. The record is from the annotation of a GenBank genome assembly. NCBI's taxonomy places the organism in Eukaryota, Metazoa, Arthropoda, Insecta, Hymenoptera, Braconidae.